This is a messenger RNA of Cinara cedri, 699 nucleotides long. The record is from the annotation of a GenBank genome assembly. NCBI's taxonomy places the organism in Eukaryota, Metazoa, Arthropoda, Insecta, Hemiptera, Aphididae.
AUGAUCAGCUUCCAAUGGGCGUCUAGCGAUGUGUAUGCCAAUAACUUGCCCGCGGGUAUAAUAAAAUUACAGUUGCGCAAAUACCUGACGUGGUUUUGGAACCUGUACUCGUCGUCCGCGAUCUGGUGGCCCACGGACACCAUUCCGAUGCACCGGUCGAAAAGGUACCGUUUAAUGGUGGCCAGGUUCACGGCGUACGACCGCAGUUCCAGUUCGGUCCUGUACCGCAAGUUUUCCAGCGCGGCCAGUUUCGCGAACGCGGCGUCGAGCCGCUUCCGCUGGCGGUCCGUGCACUUCGUCUUGAACUCGUUCAGCCAGUUGAUGAUCANGAUCUUUGAAAGGAAAAUAUUAAGAAGGAUUUAUGGACCAUAUCAUGACCCGCAAACAGGUGAAUGGCGUAAAAGACACAACGAGGAGUUAUAUGACUUAUAUAGCAGACCGGAUAUAGUAAAGGAGAUAAAAAGAAAAAGAUUAGAAUGGGCAGGUCAUGUGUGGAGGAAACCUGAUGCUACGACAAAGACGGCCAUACAAGAGAAUCCAAGAGGGAAAAGACCACUAGGAAGACCCAGAAUGCGAUGGGAGGACUGUGUCAAAAAAGAUUUAACAGUUUUCUACCCGGAGGAAGAUUGGCAUAUACUAGCACAAAAUCGUGAAGGAUGGAGGCAAUUAUGUUUGGAUGUGUGGGCUAAAAGGCCGUAA